Messenger RNA from Drosophila bipectinata, 1806 nucleotides. RefSeq lists its product as uncharacterized. Lineage: Eukaryota; Metazoa; Arthropoda; Insecta; Diptera; Drosophilidae. Gene Ontology annotation, molecular function: nucleic acid binding. The record is from RefSeq and is a predicted model, not a curated record.
AUGGCGAAAACUAAGGUGGCACCUUUAAAACCACUUUCGAUUCCGAGUAUGGAGCUGCAGGCAGCAGUUAUGGGAGCACGCUUAGCCCAAAAGGUGACGAGCACACGCAAUCUACGAAUUGACAACGCCACAUACUGGUCGGACUCCAAGACAGUGUUGCAGUGGCUAACUAUGGAGCCCCGCAUCUUUCAUCAGUUCGUGAUGCACAGAGUCGCCGAAAUUCUGGAAACAACACUGGUCGAGCAAUGCCGGUGGAUUCCUUCAAAGCUGAACGUAGCAGAUGAAGCUACCAAGGUCACCGGGCAAACCCAACAAGAGACGUGGAUAACGGGCCCGCAGUUCCUGAAGAACGAUGCGAGCAACUGGCCAAUAUCCAAGAAGCAGGAGAGCAUCAUCGAUACCUCGGAGAUCCGGAAGCAUGUGAUGACGACGCAUACGAAAUCAGUGGUUAUGUUCAACGCGAACGAUUUCUCAAAUUGGCGGCGGUUAUACAGAGCUGUGGCGCUAGUACUCCUGUUUACUGAUCGGCUGCAAGCGAAAUGUGCCGGACGAGACAUGCCAGCAACCACGACAAAGGCUCAUGUGAGCAAGGCAAAGAUGCUGCUAUACAAGCAAUCUCAAUCCAUCGCCUUCGCAGCAGAACUAAAAACGUUAUCCGCGGGAACGGCGCUCCCCAAGGGAAGCAGAUUAGCCGGAUUGAACGCAUACCUGGACAUCGAUAGAGUACUACGAACAAGAGGCAGAUUGAACGCAGUUGACAUAGCUGAGGACGCCAUCACACUAGCUCAUGGAUGCCGGAUAACCAACCUCAUAGUUAGGAGCUUCCACGAAAAGUAUCACCACCUCGCUCAUGAGACUAUAAUAAACGACAUUAAAAAUUCAUCUUAUAUCAGCCGGCUACGAGUACUGCACAAAUCUGUGCGAAACACAUGCCAACGAUGCAAGAUCGACAGAGCAGUUCCCAGACCACCACAGAUGACACCGAUCCCGAGGGCAAGAGUUGGAAGCUUCGAGAGGCCGUUCACCUAUACAGGCGUUGACUAUUUUGGCCCGUUAUUGGUGAACGUCGGCCGGCGCAAAGAGAAGAGAUGGGUAGCUCUGUUCACCUGUCUUACGUUGCGAGCGGUGCAUUUUGAGAUCGCCUACAGUCUAGAUACCAGUUCAUGUAUCAUGUGCCUAGCCAAUUUUAUGGCCCUUCGAGAGACACCGAAGGAAAUAUUCUCAGACAACGGUACAAAUUUCAGAGCCACGGAAAAAGCUGUGCGCGAGGAGCUGAAAACAAGUUACUUUACAAGUUACAAGUCAUUGAAAAGUUACUCUUUCAAUGACGAGGGGUUGAGAAACGCACUGAUGGAGACGCAAUUUAUCAUCAACUCGCGACCUCUCACGUUCGUAAGUUUGGAUUCCGAGGAUGACGCUGCCCUGACUCCAAACCACCUGCUGCUAGGAUCAGCGAACGGAUACAAGCCGUUGCCAAAAGAGGGAAUGAAUCUGAAGCGUAGAUGGAACGAGAAUCAGCGCUUCGGAGACCGCUUUUGGCAACGAUGGGUUAAGGAGUAUGCACCCGUGUUAACCAGGCGCACCAAAUGGUUUGAGAAGGUGCCUCCAAUCACCAUCGGGAGCAUCGUCGUAGUCGUGGAUGAGCUUCUUCCCAGGAACCUGUGGCUAAAAGGACGCGUGACUGACGCAAUAAUGGCCAACGAUGGACAAGUUCGGCGGGUGACCAUCAAGACGCAGCAUGGUGCUAUAGAAAGACCAGCAACAAAGGUGGCAGUUCUGGACGUCGGCUUGGAGAAUGGUAACUGA